GCAAGCUAUGGUGGAUCCUGAUGGAAAUCCUUGCAACAUUAGGGAGAAGAACUCUGCGAUCCAGAAACCGAAGCAGAAGCUACAGGUUGUGAAGCCCAACGGGUCCGCGCAAAGUGACUCGAGAACUACUCCUCCUGACGAGAUCACGUCGGAGAAGUUCGAUAAGGAAAGAAACGCUCAACUGGAAAAGCCGAACAAAGUCGCCGUGUGUAGCAAAAGACGACUCGCCGGUCAAAAGGAUGUAAGUAGGAACGGAAGUCUCGAGUUUCGGGUUUAUCUUUGCCUCGAAAAACUAACGAUGGAUCUCUGUUCACUCAGAAGCUCAAGUUCUUGCAGGAGGUUGCAAUGGAAAUCAAAUUUGAAGCCGCCAAGAGGAGAAUCCAAGAGCGAUAUCAGCGAGAAGCAAACACCAAGAAGCAGCGGGCUAUACUAGAUUUGAACUUACCCCAUCUCCCAAAGCAGGCAGCAAGCGAUACGACUCGACGCUCAACCACCGAAAGAUCUCAUAAGCAGCAGACGAAUGGACAGCGCUAAAUCCCGUGGUUGUGAAGAACAUUCUUCAGAGGACUUCUCCAUUCUAUUCUCAAUAGGCGGAAAUUUUUGCAAAAUCUGCAGGGACAGCGAUCUUGUUCCAGACAGUGUAGACACUACAUUCUGAAUUUCCGAUGACAGAUGACAGUUGCAUAUGUCUGUCCUCUUUA
Eucalyptus grandis is the source of this 701-nucleotide messenger RNA. RefSeq lists its product as uncharacterized. NCBI's taxonomy places the organism in Eukaryota, Viridiplantae, Streptophyta, Magnoliopsida, Myrtales, Myrtaceae. The record is from RefSeq and is a predicted model, not a curated record. The transcript has 3 exons. The coding region runs from base 8 to 433 and encodes 141 amino acids.